UUCUCUCCGGCUCUCAUCCCUCCACCAACUUCGUGGUGCUCGGUGACGGCAAUGAGGGCGGCGCCACCUCCUCUUCUUUUUCUUCGGCCUACGCCUCCAACGCCAUCGAUAUCGAUGCCGGCGCUCGGUGACAAUAAUAAGGGCGGCGCCGGCUCUUUUUCCUCUUCUUCCGCCUAGCUGGCCUCCAUCGCCACCGAUAUCAACACCCACGCUGAAGGAGGAGAAUUCGGAGCAAGCGCGGGUGAGGAGAAAGCUGACGACGGUAAUGGGGUCGCGACCAAGGCAAUGCUCGCUGUCACCAUAAGGGUGAGGAUGAAGGCGCAUCGGUGCUUCUCCAAAGAGCAAGAAAAAAGAUGCAGAUUCAAUCAAACACUUUUUGGGCUAUAAAACCUACCUCAUAGCAAACGUUUCUCCACUUCUCAAAUAGAAGCUAAGUAGCUUUACAAUGGAAGAGCUAGCGGAGUCCGAAGUGAUGUGGCCGAACGACGAGGACCACCCGAUCGGUGAGCCCAGCGAUUCGAUGUCGUCAGACGUGCGAGGCACGGGUUAUUGCCAAUGCACGCGUCCGAUGGACAUACAGUGCGGCACAGCGGAGCGGACCGCCCGGGGAUCAGGACAUAAGGAUGAGGAAGGGGUGGCCGAUGAGAUGGUGCCCCCGCACGUGCUGAUCGAGCUGCGCGGAAGGGCGGCGGGGAACGCGGCCUUCUCGGUGUGCUACGGCCAGGGGAGGACGCUCAAGGGGCGCGAUCUUGCGCACAUGCGAGAUUCCGUGCUCCGCAUGACCGGAUUCCUCGAGGGACAGGGACAGAGCUGAGAAAUAAACCAAAAAUUAUAUGAGGACUGACCUACCGCAAUAUGAGACUGCGUGACUCGAAUUUUAAAACAGUGUGAAUAAUUUAUAUGUAUAUAUGUAUAUAUAUUUGAUUUUGUGUUCUCGAAAAGAUUAUUUGUUUAUGAGUUGAAAAUUCAACUACAUUACAAAGAAAGAUAUGGAGCACCAGUAAUGUUUCGCAAAA
Molecule: messenger RNA, 1016 nt
Organism: Ananas comosus (pineapple)
Lineage: Eukaryota; Viridiplantae; Streptophyta; Magnoliopsida; Poales; Bromeliaceae
Exons: 2
Coding region: 446-814 (122 amino acids)
Source: RefSeq, a predicted model, not a curated record